Molecule: messenger RNA, 879 nt
Organism: Fraxinus pennsylvanica
Lineage: Eukaryota; Viridiplantae; Streptophyta; Magnoliopsida; Lamiales; Oleaceae
Source: the annotation of a GenBank genome assembly
AUGUGGCAUGUAGGGCUCCAAAGAUGUGGGAAGAGUUGCAGAUUAAGAUGGACAAACUAUUUGAGGCCUGAUAUUAAGAGAGGAAACUUCAGCUUACAAGAAGAGCAAACCAUCAUUCAACUUCAUGCUCUUCUUGGGAACAGAUGGUCCAUCAUAGCUACUUGCUUGCCAAAGAGAACUGAUAAUGAGAUAAAGAACUAUUGGAAUACACGUAUCAAGAAGAGAUUAACCAAAAUGGGAAUUGAUCCAGUGACUCACAAGCUGAAGACCCUAUGCACAAAUCAAUCCAAAGACACCGCCAAUCUCAACCACAUGGCCCAAUGGGAGAGUGCUCGACUUCAAGCAGAAGCCAGGUUCGUUCGUGAAUCCAAACUUGUUUCCAGCUGCUACCACUCUCAGUUGCAGCUUCGCCACAAAGCAACUGUUCUACCAUCACUAGCACCACCACUACAGCCACAACCACCGUGUUUAGAUAUACUUAAAGUUUGGCAAGGUGAAUGGACAAAGCCCGCAAAAGAUAUGACUACAACUUUUAAUGGCUUUUCCUCUACGUUGAACUUCUCAACACAGAACAAGUUCAGUACUAUUCCUACCACCGUUGGAUUUUUUGACAAUUCAUCCAUGAUACCGAUUAAUUAUGUCGAAAAUUUUGUUCAUAAGACCAAUGGAAGAAUAAUGGAUCCUAUUGAUAAUUCCAGUUAUAUUACAGAUUCUUUAAGUGUUCCGAGUUUCGAGAGUUUUACAGAUCUUCUGCCUAACAUGGACGGUGUUACUGACAACGUUGUUGGAAGCUAUGAUGGAAGUUUUGAAGAGAAUAAGAAUUAUUGGAAUAGUGAACUAAAUUCAGUGGCAUUUCCAAUGGGUUCGCCUGUGUUAUAA